AUGAGUUUUGGAGGAAACCAGAGUUUUCAAAGUUUCCCUGAGCCCCAGCUGAUGACUGAGAGUCAAAGGACAAUGUUUGUCUUGGUAAACCGCUUGGUUCUCUGCACAGCCAUUGGUCUGUUUGGCCUCGUGACGAAUCUGAUCAACAUGGCUGUUUUCACCAAACUUGGAUUCAAGAUUUCCAUGAACAUCAGUUUGUUUACUUUGUCAUUUUGGGAUUUUAUCCGAAUCAUCUUGGUGCAAUGGCUCAAUGUGUGCUCCAAUCCUCUACUGACCAGACCUGAUGUUCCAGUCUUGUUUUCUGAUGUCCAGUAUCUGACUGCCGGAUGGCCGUCCAAUUGUGCUAUUAGAAUCACUAUGUCUAUCGCUGCUUAUAUUACUUUUGAGAGGUGCCUGGGUAUAAUAGCUCCGUUGAAGAUUAGGAACAUUAUAACACCAUCCAAAACUGUGUUUAUUUUAAAUAUAAUUACCAUUAUCAACAUCGGCGGCAUUCUGCCUGAGUAUGUUUCUGCUUACUACGAUUGGAAAUAUAACACUCUCAGAAAUAGGACAGUUCUAUCUCUUACUUUCAACAUGUAUCGCCCAGCUACACAAGGUGUUGCGUUCGGCAUUCACUCUGUGUUCAUCUUUCUAGACCUGUUCUUAUUGAUCAUCUUCACCUCUAUACUAGUGGCUCAGCUCCGGCGUAAAUCGAAAUGGCGUCACGAGAAGGUCCGAGACGAGAGUCAGAGGGCUUCACUGUCAGGUCGAGAUAAGAAAACCUCCAAGCUGGUCGUGUUGCUGGCCACGUUGUUAGUUCUCUGCUACUCUCCAGUGGUCAUCCUUUCCGCUAUUAAAAAAAUGUUGUUUGACAAGCUACCAGACCACAACCCCGAGGACUACAACUUGGUGCUCUUCAAAGAGGAAGGAAGGUUCAUUGCUGCCGACACUGAAGGGAUUACCGACUACUUUGACCAGAUCUACAAGGACAAGUACACAAUCACAUUUGAGAAGAGAGAGGAUUAA
This is a messenger RNA of Biomphalaria glabrata, 1005 nucleotides long. RefSeq lists its product as uncharacterized. Gene Ontology annotation, molecular function: G protein-coupled receptor activity. The coding region runs from base 1 to 1005 and encodes 334 amino acids. The transcript is spliced from 2 exons. Gene Ontology annotation, biological process: G protein-coupled receptor signaling pathway. Lineage: Eukaryota; Metazoa; Mollusca; Gastropoda; Planorbidae. Gene Ontology annotation, cellular component: membrane. The record is from RefSeq and is a predicted model, not a curated record.